GGAUGAUUUUGACAAAAUUAUUUGCUAAAUAAGAAAGCAAAAUUUUACUUUUAUUUUUAUUCCACCCUCCUUCAAUAAUCUUUAAAAAAAUAAGUAUGCGAAACAAGGAAUAAAAAAAGUCUCGUCUAAUCUAUUAAUUACGCAGCAGAAAUCAAGGAUGUUCUACAGGUUGAUGUACAUUGCAUGUCCCUCAUUACUACUAGCAAGUAUACACAUGCAACUGACCUAUUUUUUGCUUAGGUUUUGAUAUCAGUGUGAUAUAUGCAGAGAAAAAAAAAAUGAAAAUAUACUUUUGUUAAAUCAAAUUUAGGAUUACUAUAAGGAAAAAAGUCCUUUGUCUUAUUGUCAAAGUGAAUAAUUUUAAUAUGCCAAUGAACAGGGUAUGUUACUUUGUUUACCAAAUUUGUAUUGAUUUUUUUUUUUUCAUAUUAGUGCAUUCUCUCCUGUUUUUUUAAAGUAAAGUUUGUGAAAGAGAGUCACAAAUAUUUAUGUGUACCACAGCCCUAGAAAAUUAAGAGCAUAAACUGGUAUGUUUGAGUUUUUGUGUACAUUGUAAUAGUGGCUGACUUAUCUUGAUUCUGUUAUUGCACAGGUACUGACCUCAUAUUUAAACUCACUGCCAAAUUCUCCCCUUCAUAUUAAAGCAAUAUUUAUACAGUACUGUGUAUUAUUUGUUUAUCUUUUCAUAAAUAAGAAACCUUCAAUUGCAUGAUGUGUAAGCAUUAGAACAUGAUGUCACGUGGAGUCAUAUGUUCAUGCAAGGACGCUGAAUUCUAUUAAUAAUAAUAAUGAUACAUUUCUUAUACAGCGCAGACAUAUCUGGCGACAUCUCAGUGUGCUUUACACAAUUUAAAAAUUGUAACUUAAAUAUCUUAAAAGUACGAAGUAUUCUCUAAUUAAACAACCUUUCCUAAUUUAGCACAAUUUCACAAAUGUAAAAUGUUUAAAAAAUAAUAAAAUUACGGUACAAGAAGCAAUUUCACAAGAGAAUACAAUUUUAAUUUAUAUUAUUUACUUUUAAUUUUAUUUAUCUCUUUUUUUAGUAAAAUGCAAAUCAAUAAAACAAUACAAUGUAUAAUUCUAAGACACAGUUUGGCUCUAAUCUAUGUUGUCGCAGAAAGUAGAUGGUAAAGGAUUGGGGAAUGUGUUAUUAGGUAAUGUCAGCCAAAUUGAAAGUUCCAUAAACAAGCCGGGCACAACAAUCGCACGACCAGCGGCGACGAAUCCAACUCCGCAUUAUGUGAGCGUCAGAUGAUGCGACACCGUCAUCUGAUUGUUGCUGGAGUCUGAACAUAUUGUCAUUAAAUACGAUCCUUAAAUGAGUCGUUGCGUUCUCCAUAGAAUUGUGUUGGCCGAGACCCUUGGCCGCGGUGAUCGCCCAGCUUUAUAAUUACUUAGCCUUGUGUUGGUUGAUCCGCCAUUAGUAUUCAAGAACAUUCCCCCCCCCCCUUUGUAUUCAUUGUCAUAGCAACCAGUUAUAAUACAGAUUGAUAUUAUAUUUAUUAUGUAAUUGUUAGAAAACCAACAGUAUUAUCUCUUUAAAAUACUGUUGAUAUAGGCAAAGACUAUAGAACUGCAAGUUGUCCGACUCUUGGGGCUUCAUUGGAAUCCUAUCUCAAAAAAAAUGCUAUCACGAACCAAAAGGCGUCCUUCAAGAGAACGUAAAAGGGCGCCCCCUAUGUUGUAUAGUACUUUUUCAUUGCAUGAAUACAAAGUCAGGGCAGUUGGACCUUUUGCGGUUCUAUACUCUUUGAUAUAGGUGUACAAAUUGCAGACAGAAAACAUCAAUAGAAAUCUCCAUCAAUUGUAUUUUUUGAAAAAAAAACAUUUAUAUCAACAUAGAAUGUUAUAUUUUGCAAAAUGUUGUUUUAGAAGUGUGUUUCUAAUUAGGUUGAACUGUAUAAACAGUAAGAUAGCUACAUGUGCAUCAGGUAAAUAAAAUUGGUGCUGUAUUAAUAAAUGUUGAAACACUUUAUUCCUUUAAUGACUGAUAAAUCAGAACAAGGCUAGGAAUACGUGCGUGUCCUAUAAAAAAAGCACGUAAACGUGCAUUUGUCCCACAAAUGCACGUGUUUACGUGUAUGUACUUUUGUUUUGUGGGGCCUUAGGGAUAUAAUUAUAUCAACAAUACAAUACAACAGUUAUUUUUCUUCAUACAAAUUAGGUGGAUGCGAGAUAAUGAGUAAACCAAAGUACUUUGAUAUCGAGGAGUGGAAGGGAUAGCCCAUUAUACGGAUAAAUAUAAUGGCAAUAAAACAUCAGCUGCUCGUCAUUUACAUUAAAAUUUAACAAGAUAUGAAAAAUAACAAUAUGAAAAAUUAAUCAAGCAUCUACAAAAUAGUUACUUAAUAAAAUAGCAAAAUAAUAUUGCCAAUAUUCGAUGCAUAAGCACAAAUGCACCUUGAUAUUAUUUCAUAAUAAAGUGUACAAAUAACAUGUUCAGUUCCAAUUAGCAUUAUAAAACCUGAACGAUAAUAAAAAUGUAAUUAAACAUCUACACAAUACAAAGCAAUAAUAAUUAGAUACACUAAUUUGCAUCAGUGGCACACAUCAUACAAUACCUGAUGGUGCAUCCAGAAACAAAAAUGAAAAGAAAUUAAAUCAGAUUGAAAGCAAAAGUACAACAGAAACACAGAUGAAUUAAAGGCCUAUAGAUACAGUAUAUGACAGAGAUGAUUAUUGAUAUGAACUUAUUCAAGUACUGUAUAAUAAUUUGAUAAUGUAAUUCUUUAAGGCGUUCAUGUAAUUUGAUUCUCAGUUUAUUUCAAUAUUUGUAACGAAUUUCCUUUCUGUUAUUCCAUUUGUAUUUUAAACGACGCACCACUCGUUGAGUUAAGCGCCACCGAUGAAUAUUAAUAAAGUACAGUACGUAGUUUCGAAAUUCGUUGUUUCGAACCAGUCAAGCGAUCGCUUCACGUGACGUCAUUCAUUCGGUACUCGUAAUAUUAGUGAGAAUAAAUAAAUAAUAUUCAAUGAGGAAAGAGACCAGGUUGGUUGACGAAGUUAAAGGAAUCUCACAAAGAGCAAAAAUGCUGUUGCUUGUCUUUUGUUUAGCUCUAGUCCCUGCUUUAGGUCAAGCUACACUGGUUGGUUCCAUUGAAACAAUACCAGAAAAGGAUUACAGAAAUUACGCAAUAAUUCUCAAUUUUGCUGCUACGACUAUCAACGACAAUAGGGAAACCUCAUAUGACGAAAGGUGUACCCGAUUUCUCGAAGUAAAUAAGCAGGUCAUUCGAGGCGAAUUAUUUAAGGUAAAAAUCGAGUUCUUUCCAGAAGAAUGUCGAAUAAAUACGGACGACACGUGUGAGCUUGUUCGCGCCUGCAAUGAGGUACACAAAUGUAGUGCAUCAGUGUGGUCAAGACCGUGGCAUGCAGAACCAAUGUCACUAGAAGACCUUCAAUGCAAUGUUGCAUAAAUACAAAAUCAUUGGUUUUAAUAUGAUCUUACACAAUUCGAAUAUAUAAAUUAGUAAAUUCAUUGAAAGUAAUCAAGGUAUGAUGAACAGGGGCGGCGCCAGGGGGUCCACACCCCCCCCCACCUUCCCAGUCGGGGAAAAAUUAAAUUUGUCGGGGAUUUUUUUUAAAAUUUAUUUAAAGAUAAUACAAUUUUGUGUUAAGCAAGGGAUUCUUUAUUUAAAAAGAAUGUCGGGAUUCUACUAGUCCACCUGUCGAGGGUACUAACUCCCUGUCCAGGUACCAGCCCCUGUCGGGGAAGAGCUGGCGCACCACUGCAGCCCAUACGAUCGCAAUAGUAUACAACACCUCGCACAUACGGUAGCACUGCUCGCGCUAAAUAGUUUUUUCCCGACAGCCAUGCUGAAAAUUUCCCGACAGGGGGUCCAAGCGGAGGUGUGCAGAAGUCCCGACGGGUUGUCCUUUGCCCCCUGGACCCCUGCCAGCGCCGCCCCUGAUGUUGAAGUGUAUUAAGGUAGUUUUUUUUUCCCGAUUUUAUUUGACCUUGCUGGAAAUAAAUUAAUAUUAUUAUAAAUAAAGCAAAAUUAGGUCAUAUGUAAGUAAUGAUAUUAUUCCAUAAUUAAAAAAAAGACAUAUA
Anneissia japonica is the source of this 4051-nucleotide messenger RNA. Its product is annotated as cystatin-C-like. The transcript is spliced from 3 exons. The record is from RefSeq and is a predicted model, not a curated record. The coding region runs from base 2973 to 3416 and encodes 147 amino acids. Lineage: Eukaryota; Metazoa; Echinodermata; Crinoidea; Comatulida; Comatulidae.